Molecule: messenger RNA, 8827 nt
Organism: Globicephala melas (long-finned pilot whale)
Lineage: Eukaryota; Metazoa; Chordata; Mammalia; Artiodactyla; Delphinidae
Source: RefSeq, a predicted model, not a curated record
AUGCCGACGCCUACGCCGUGCGCAACGCCCCGGCCGGCGCAACAGCUCCGGCGCCGGGGGCGGGGGGGGUGGCCAGACAGGGCGAGGGGAAGAGCGCGCGCGAGAGCGGGAGACAGCGCGAGACCCGAGGAGGCCGGAAGCGCGCGUGCGCGCCCCCGCCCGCGAGCGGGGAGGCGGAGCCGCAGCAGUAGCGGCAGCAGCUGUAGGAGCCGCUGCAGCUGGGAGAAGCGCCAGAGAGGCCGGGCCUGCUCCGGUCGGACCGGAUCCCUCCCCUCCCCCUCCCUCUCCGCUCCCCUCCCCCAAACCCACUUCCGCAGCUCGCAGCCUUGCCGCCGAAGAAGCAGCGGCGGUAGCAGCAGGAGGCGGCGGCGAGGCGAUUACGGAAGGAUUACGCACCUGACGGGCCGGCCUCUUGGGGCUCCAGCGCGGGACGCUCACCGGCAGCCGCCGCUCGGGACGCGCUUCGCGGUGGCGGCGGGAAGGGAGGGACCGGCGACGGGGAACGGAACGCGAAUCGCCCCCCUCCCCUUUCUCCCUCCCUCCUCCUCUCCGCCGCCCGCCCUCUCGGCUUCCGUCCCCUCCCCCUCGCGCAAAGCCCCGGAUGGAGCUGCUGCCGACUCGCCGCCGCCUGGCUCCGGGGGAUGGUUUUGUCAGGCGGCCAGAGCCCCGGCGCCAGGCGCAGCCGCCCCCGCCCCUGCGGGGCGCCCGUGCCCUCGCUUCCCAGAACCGGGUCCCCGUGUGGUCCGGGCCCUCCGCCUGCCUUCAGCUGAAGCCCCGGGACUGGGGUCAUUCGUCUUCUUUGUUGCCACCGUCGCUGCCGGAACCGUUUGCGAGCUCCGGUGGCCCCCGCCCCCCCCUUCGCUUUCCCUGAGCCCGGGCCGGGGGCGGCACGUGGGCACCGGCCCCGGGAGGAGGAGGCGGUGCGCGCUUACCUGUCGCCGGUGUCGCUGCGGCGGGGGGUGUGGAGGAGGCACCGCUGGGCAGCCUUGGCCGUGCUCUCCCCGCCGCCGCCGCCUCUGCUUCUCUCUGCUGCUGCUGCUGCUGCCGCCGCGGUCGGUGUCUCCGGCGCGGCGGCGGCGGCGGCGGCGGGGCUUUUCCUGUCCGGUUACGUUAAGGUCACAUGACCGAGAGAGCGGAGCGACUAGUGCAAAGAGGCUGAGAGCGGCUCCCGCCGGGGGGGAGAGGCGGCGAGAGAGCUGUGGCGGCAAGAGCCCCCUCCGCCCCCCCAGCCGCCUCCCCUCCCCCCGCCCGCCUCCGCCUCCUGCUGCUCUGCCGCCGCCGCAGCCGCCGCCGCCUGCAGCACUAAGUACGCUGCCGCUCCCACCCAGGCUCCGCGCUCUACUCCAGCCAAACUUCUGCAGACCAUGUGCAGCCGAGGCGAGGAAACUUCUCUCCACCUAUUGGGGCUGGAGGCUUGAGUCACAAGCCCCAUGUUUACAUGAAGUGUUAGGUAGGACAAUCCUGGAGAUGCUCGGGGAAGGGAUGGAGAAUUACUGCUUGGAUCCUUCUGCAAGCUUGUGCUUGACAUCUCUAGCCUAUAGCUUUGUCCCUCUGCUUCCCGUAUUAGCAUAAAUUUUAACCUUGAAAGACUUGAAAUGGAUUGGACUUGAGAACCAGGGAGAUAGUUGUGAAAUUACUAAUACUUUUUUUUACCGCCAGUGGUAAUUGAGAAGGCAUACUGGAGUAGACAUGCUUGUUGGUGCUGUGUGUAGAGGUAGAAGUGCUUCCUUACAGACCAGAUGAGUGUGAUGUAAGACGUUUCUGUUAGGAUUGAAUUUGGUGCUUAUUUCAGUAAUUGGGUUUUAGCUUAUGAAGCUUUGGUCCAGAAAAGUCGAAGUCUGCAAAGCGUGUUUGUUACUUACGAACAAUUUACUCUCCUUUUAAGCUUUGGUUUCUGAGAUAUUGUUAGAGUGGCUUCCAGAGUUGGCCAUUCUGUUAAAUUUAGAGGUCCUGAAACAUGGUAACAGGGCAAGCAUGGGGUUUAAUAUUCAUUGAUGGUCAUUCUUAACAUGUUAAAGUUUACUUUUGCGUCGUUGCCAUUUUGCUAGAAUUUUAUUUAUAUCUUUAGAAGUAUGAUUUAGUCCUUUGAGGAGUGCAUUUAACGAUUUGUUUUACAUAUCUAGGAUUUUGAAGACUUAAAAAAGAAUAUGGCUUGAUUUGUAAGAAAAUGGAGGCAGCAGUUCCUAGGCUACUCUGGUUUUAAAGCAUGCUAUCCUGGAUAUAAGCUCCUUGAUUUGAUGUGGAACCCAUUUUGGUUGACACAGCCAGACCUAAGCACAGUGCCCUGGCACGUAGUUCACAAAAUACUUAAGGCAAGUUUAUUAUCUUAAGACAGUUAAUUUAACAUACAGCAGUGUCCCUGCUAAAAAUCUGCGUGUGAUUCGGUAAUCCAGUCGUACCUGGGGCUACUGAUGACUAAUUCCUUCUUCUUUGAAGACAAAAUAAGCAGCUGUGUAACUUUAGUGGUCCAGAAGUGAGUAAUAGAUUUAGUACAUACCUGCCUUGAACUUUCUUGUUCUUUGAUCAGCUAGAUAAAUGACUUGUGAAUGGCUAAAUGUCUGCCUUGCAAAACCAAAUUCUGACCCUGCUAUAAGCAUUUCUGGUGCACUAUCACUAAAACAUCAAAGUUGGCCAUUAGACUGGCAUGCCAGUUUCCUUGGAUUUGCUUUACAGUUGAGAUCUGUUUCAUCUCAUUAGGAAACUAAAGUGAUUUUGAUUGGUAGACAUCGUUAGAGAUCUUUGGGUUCUUAAUUCUUUUAGACUUUGAACUUUCAAGUUUAUGGUCUGAUGAGUGCUUACAUGGAGAGUGAACUGAUUUAAGAGAAACCAAAGGAAAAACUGAGCAAAACUAAUGCUGAAGUUUUAGAUGAAGCCAUAGGGCAGAAACUUGGCUAUGUGUCCCAAGUAUUUGGCCUUGAGUCAGAGUAACUAUGCUUAUUCUUAAGAUCAACAAAUAUUUUCUCAGUACCGUACUCUAUAUUAUUGUAUAGAAAUAAACCCUGGGGUUAUUCCUGAAACUGAAUCUCUCUCCUAGAGAAAGUGCUGUCAGGAGCAUCCUAGUCUUUUCUUUUAGAGCUGCUGCUCUGGAAUUUAGAACUGGGGUGGCUUUGCUGCUAAUUCUUGGAAGGCAUAAUGAUGGAUACUUGGAUUUUGCCAAGUAUGCCAAUUAUUUUGAUUUUUAGUCACCAUCAUCAAGUAAAAGCAUUAUAAGGAGUGCUAUACAGACUAUAUCUGCUAUCUACAACUGGUUGAAGUAGAAACAUUUUGAUGGAUACAUAUGCAAAGGUUGGGGAGAAAACUUAGUUCUUGCAGAGAAUGGCUAGUAGUCUGUCCGGAUUGGGCCAAGGGAAGCUGUCAAUUAGUCUGGUUAUGGGAGAGCCACAAAUGCCCUGAGUUAAGUAAUAAGAAAAAGAAGUUAAGUCAUCUGUUUAGUGUUUGUGUACUGAUCUGUUUUUCAUUUUGAAAAUAAAUUCGGCAAAUUGGGAGUUCAAAAAUAGUUUCACACAUUUUACCUCAAAGAAAAUCUCAGUGCAAGCAAAUAAUCAAGUGGACUCAUCAGAAGUUACGUUAUGCAUAAAUAUUCUGCAGAGUCUUGUGUUGCUGAAAGUUUUGAUAUGUGUUAUGCUGAGGUACAACCAGAGAUAUAUGCACUUGCUUGUGUUCUGAAGAGGGAUAGUUCCAGGGAGACUUGGACAGUGGGCAGAAAGCAGUUUAACAGUACUGUACUUUGGGUUUUUUUUGGGGGGGGGAGUGGGCAAAAAUUUGUGUGCGCUCAGGUUGAAGAUGGAAUUUCCUUUAACACUGAUGAUGAAAGUAAUAGUAAGAGAAAGUAAUACAUGUGGGUACAUCCCAGAGCUUCUUCACUACAUAAUUUUUUGAAGAAUGUCUUACGGGUAAUUUCUUAAAUUGGGAGAACGACAUGCUUUUUUACAUGCUAGAUUUCUAAGUCUAGGGUAGAUGCCACACCUGUGUUUGCAAGCUUAACGUAUAAGUCAGAAAAGAUGUAUUUUGUGUGUCUUAGAUUUUGUUGCUUUUGUUAAAAAGUCUGUAGAAGAUGCUUAUUUUAUAGUUGAUUGUUACUGAGACUGUAUUCCUUCAAGGAUUCCCUGUACUUUAGCAAUUUUUUUUUGUUUGUUUUAAACCUAUUAGCGUAGGCAUGUGGGUUUAAAACUUUUCCUGUUGAGAUUCUAAAAAAAUAUAUUUUAUUAAAUGCUACCUGGUACACACAUAUAUGUAAAGUUGAAACAAAAUUUUCAGGAAAUAGUACUUGUUACUAUGGGUAUAUACUCUGCUAUCUUUUGUUUCAUUUUUUUUAAAAAAAUUAGCUGAUUGUGGUAUCUUAAAUUGAUUUCAUAAAUCACAAAUGGAUCAGGGUCCACAGUUUGCAAAAACUGGUAUUUCAGUUUUUAGUAUUAGUUGCUGUUACAAAUUAUCCCAACACUUAAGUGGUUUAAAACAGCGAACAUUUGUUUAUCUCUGAAUUUCUGUGGGUCAGGAAUCUGGAAGUAGCUUAGUUAGGUAGUUCUGGGUCAGGGUCUUUCAUGAGGUGUUUUUUAUGUCAAGAAGUUGACUGAGUUAGGAUCUGCUUCCAGGGCGGCUUACACUCCAGCGGGUUAGUAGUUCUCGGUUCUUCUCUCUGGGGCUGCUUGAGUGUCCUCACAACAUGGUGGUGGUUGGCUUCCCCCAGAGCAAGGGAUCCAAGCAAGAGCGAGGAGACAUCACCAUCCGCCACACGCUGUUAGUUAAAAGCAAGUUACUCAGUCCAGCCUGCAGCCAAGGGGAGAGGAAUUAAGCUCCAUGUCUUGAAGGGAAGAGUCUCAAAGAAUUUAUGACAUUUUAAUAACUACCACAGUUCUAUAUUUUUCCUGUUUAUGGAUGAAUUAGGAUUGAACCAGAAUUCUUGCUGAAGUCAAUCUGUAAGUAAUUAUCUUAGUUAAUUAAGUCAGUUUUUUCUCUGAGGGCAUUUAGUCACACUCCUUCCUCUAAAAUUUGAGAAGACAGGCUCAAAGAAGUUAGGUAAUUAACUAGCCAAGCCCAUUCAGUCUAGGAAAACGAAACAGAUUUUCUCUGACUUUUUGUCAUGAGAAAAUAAUAAUCUGUGUGCUGAUAGAGAUGAGAAAAUUGGCUGAUUUAAAAAAAAAAAUCUUUUCUGAAGAAGUUAUAGUGUGGGACUUUUGUUCUCUAGUCUUGCAGCUUGUAUUUUUACAUGAUCAUAGUUACAGUGUCAGUUUAUUUGGUCUCUGGAUAAUGCUUGACGUCUUUAUGAAUUUGCAGGCUCCUCAUACCAGCACCCCCGUCCCAACUGAUUUUUCGAGGAAAUGGAAAAUGUACUUAUUAAAUGAAUUUUAACUACUUUAUGGUUAGCUCCAUGUGCUGCCUAUAUUACUGACCCUGAGAUUGUACUGUAACUGUAAUUGUACUGUAACUCUUCCAAUUAGCACAUUUCCAGGACCUAAAAGAAGAUGUUACAACUAAAAGGUAAUCAGGGUGUGCGUGUAAAGAAAACUACACCAUGUUUUUCUGCUGUGAAGUUUUCAUGGAAACUUCAGAUCUAGAAGGCUUUGUUCUAAGCUUAGUUUUGGCUGACCGCUCCAAGGAGUGGGGUGAGUCCCUGGCAUGGGUAGCGUGAGUGAGGCCAGGAUGAGUUACCAAGGCUCACCUUGAUUGUGGGUUGUUUUUUUUUUUUCCCAUUAGGCUUUUCUGAGUAAUAGGUGGGGAUACAGUAAAUCGUCUUACACUUCUGCUGUUACAGAAUUGGAUAAUGGCUGCUUUUUUCUUAGACUGUUUUCUAGUUUAUCUUACCACCAGGACACCUGACAGUUCUAUUCUGCCCUAAAGCACUGAUUGUACUUACUUAUGUAAUUACUUUUCUUGGUAUUUAUUUAUAUAUGUUGUAUCUCCUAUCCCCCUGUAAGAUCCCUACAGGGACUUACUUUCAUAUAUACUGCUGGUACUCAAGUACUUGAAGGACUGAAUUGAAUUUGUAGUUGAAGGACCGAAGAUGAUAAUUCUCCCACCACAACUGAAUGAAGAAAUGUUUAUUUUUGAAGAAAGCCUCUGGAUAUAUGUGGUAGGUGCAGCUGGUGUAUGUGUUAAUCACUAUCUCUGUUCUUGAGAUGCCCACAGUCCAGUGGGGGAGAACACAAUCAUAUACUUAAUACACAGUUUGUUCUAUACUACACGUGCAAAAUGGUGUGCUGGUACAAUGAAGUUGGUGUUAGAACUGAAUCUUGAAGGGUGAGUGGAUAAGAUGUGGUUUUGUGACAUGUUUGGGGGUUGUGCAUUUCUCAGCUUUACUCCAUUAUACAUCUACCUUGAAUUGUUUUACUGUUGGCAAGUGGCCAUCAUAGUUUGAUAAGUUGCUUCUUUCUGUGGCAUGCGUGCUCUUGGUAUAUUAUUUCUCUAGAACUGUGCUGGUCCAGUUCAGUAGCUCCUAGCCACAUGUGGCUAUGUAAGUUAAUGUCACACUAGCCACGCGUGCUUCAGUAUCCACAUGGGGCCAAAGGCUACCAUAUUAGAUGACACAGAUAUUGAACAUUUCUCUUGUCACAGAAAGUUCUGUUGGACAGUGCUGCUCCAGAGUCAGUCUGCACAUUUUCACAUUAUCUGUAGAGUGUUAAGUUAGGAAUAGAGUGAGAAAACUUAACGGCUUCCUGACAUUAGGAGAGACAAGCGUGGUUGGUGUUUAUGAGUAGAGGGCAGAGAGUAUAUAUUUACCGUGGUUAAGAAUAUAGGCUUUGGAGUCAGAUCUGGGUUGGAAUCAUACUCUGUCCCUUAAGCUGUUUGGCUUUGGGCAUGUUAUUUAACCUCUGAGCCUUAGUUUUUGUUUUGUUCAAAUAGGGAUAAUAUUUAUCUCACAGGGCUGUGUAUUAAAAAAGUGUAUGUUAAGGGGCUUAGCACAGUGCCUCAGUAAAUGACAGGAUCAUUAAUAUAUUUUUUAAAUAGUCACUGAUUUAAAGAAAUCUUUAGAGUUAUCUUAAAGUAAAACUAACUUUUUUUCCUUUUGGUGUACAGUUCUGUGAACUUGAAUAUAGGUGCACAUUUAUGUAACCCCAGUCAGGAUACAGGACAGCUCUGUCACUUCAGAAAACUCCCUCAUGCUGUCCUUUGGCAUGCUAUCCUCCUCCCACUCCUCUCCCUGGCAGCCAGUGACUCCUCCUCCAUCGCUUUUUGUCGUUUCCAGCAUAUGGUAUAUAAAUGGAAUCAUAUAAUAUGUAGUCUUUUGAGACUGGCUGCUUUCAGUCAGCUAAGUUGAGUGAAAGUCAUAAAAAGUUGUAACAUGUAUUAAUAGCACAACGGAUUUUUAAAGAUGUUAGUUGUGAAAUAUUAAACAAAAAAAGUCUGAAAUUUUGCUUAUAGAAUUGUGUGUCACUGGAGUUUUUAAUGUUUGAAAGUGAAAUUAAUGAUGAAAUAUAUAGGGGAAAACUACUUCCCCCAAUUGAUGACAGCUGUGUACGUAUCAACUUGUUUUUCUUUGUGAAGAUAGUUGAUCAUUGGUAGGAGAGGAUCCUGUUUUUAGUUUUAUUAAAGAUCUGUAGAGUUGCCAGCACAGUCCUGAUUUGAAAAAGGUGGUUGUUUAAACAUCAUUAAUUUCUAAAAAUGUGGUCUGAAGAUAACAGCUGGCUGCUUUGCCUAGACCUUCCCCAGCUUAACCCUGAAAGCCUGGCUGCUCCAGAAAAGCCCCCAGUGCCGGGAAACCCAGGAUCUAAAAGGGCCACUUGAAGGAAAUUGGAGGAUUCCAGUUCAUCAGAUUUCAUUAGUGAACCAUCAGAGAGGAAUCGUAGUUCCCCAGCCAGGGAUCAGACCCGUGCCCCCCUGCAGUGGAAGGUGAGGAGUCUGAACCACUGGACGAUCAGGGAAGUCCCAGGUCCAUACUUUUAUGUUAGCUAUAUAUAUAUAUAUAUAUAUAUAUUAUUUUUAUUUUUGGCUGCAUUGGGUCUUCGUUGCUGCGCAUGGGCUUUCUCUAGUUACUGUGAGUGGGGGCUGUUUGUUGUGGUGUGCGGGCUUCUCAUUGCAGUGGCUUCUCUCGUUGAGGAGCACGGGCUCUAGGCGUAUGGGCUUUAGUAGUUGUGGCACACGGGCUCAGUAGUUGUGGCUCGCGGGCUUAGUUGCUCUGCGGCAUGUGGGAUCUUUCUGGACUAGGGAUCGAACCCGUGUCCCCUGCAUUGGCAGGCGGAUUCUUAAUCGCUGCGCCACCAGGGAAGCCCUCAGACAUGUUUCUUAACUAAGGAUUCAAAGGGGAUCCUGGGGAUUUGAUUCAGCCUUCAUUUACUCUCAGAAUCAUAUAUGGGUUUUUACGCAGAUGGACUGUACUAACAGUUAACUCAUAACUUCACAUAUGUUAAUUCCAUUAAUCCUCACAGACAUUUUGUUCUGAGAGAAGCUGUGAUCUUGAAAAACUUUUAUGUUUGUAUUAUACCUAAAAUAAUUUUAAAAACUCUAUAUAUAGAGUUGAAGCUUUUAUCAUAAAUUUAAAUACUUGAAAAAUGUGUAAUUUCUGACAUAAGUAUUGAUAUUUUAAAAUAUUUAAAUUAUAUAUAAACAAUAAAAUAAUUUAUAUCUUUAAUAUAUCUUAGUGGAAUGUAAUACAAUAAGUUGAUGUCCACCGUGAUCCAUUUAAACAUAAGUAAACGAUUCAAGUGUUACCUUCCUUUUUCUUCUUGAAAACUGUAUUUGUUACAUUUCCCCCACAAAAUGUUAUCCUAAUAAAUUUUUAUGCUUUAAGGUCUCACUGUCUUUUUGUUCUUCGUUACGUAUUUGUGUAUAAGUUGAAAUGUUAAAUUUUAAUUUGCCAUGACCAUAAAGCACUAAAUGUUCAUGUUCUUUU